CGAUAAAGCAGAGGCAGUGUUUCCAGAUAUACCAACCCCAUCAGCCUCUGAGAUUUUUUUUUUCUAACUACCACUUGACAAUUGAACGAUUGUCAUUCCAAAAGGCAAACAUGAAGCGCAAGCUCAACGAGAACGACGUGCCAACCUCGGCUGCUGCGGCCGAAGCUGAGAAGCAGAGCGAGACCGCGACGACGACAGCGGCGGCUGAAGAAGCGACGUUUGCAGACCUCGGACUCGAUGCCCGGCUGGUGCAGGCCGUUGCAGAGCAGGGAUUCUUGAAGCCCACGCUGGUGCAGCGCAAGGCUAUUCCGCUGGCGCUGGAUGGAAAGGAUGUGCUGUGCAAGGCGAAGACUGGGUCUGGCAAGACGGCGGCGUAUGUGCUGCCCGUGCUGGCUGGCAUCUUGAAGAAGAAGAGUGUCGAUUCUGCGGCUGCCACGACGGCUCUGAUACUGGUCCCUACUCGAGAACUUGCCGACCAAGUCUUCAAGUCGAUUGAGCUGUUCUCCGCCUUCUGCGCCAAGGAUGUUCGCGCCGUGAAGCUGACUGACAAGCUCACCGAUGCGGUGCAGCGAUCUCUGUUAUCGACCUCGCCCGAUAUUGUCAUCUCUACUCCCGCCCGAGCCUGGCACAAUGUCAACGGCAAUUCGUCGGCCCUGGUGCUGGACAAGCUGGCAUACCUUGUCUUGGACGAAGCCGAUCUCCUCUUGUCGUAUGGAUAUAGCGAGGAUUUGGAGAAUCUGUCGUGGUCUAUUCCCAAGAGCAUCCAGACGACCAUGAUGAGUGCUACGUUGACGACUGAGGUGGAUUCUUUGAAGAAGAUUUUCUACCGUGAGCAGCAGCCUGAGUUGUUGGAUUUGGAGGAGCCUGAUGCGGAGGGUGAGGGUGUUACGCAGUUGGUGACCAAGUGUGGUGAGGACGAAAAGUUCCUGCUCAUUUACGUCAUCUUCAAGCUUCAGCUGGUUAAAGGCAAAUGUAUCAUUUUCGUCGCCGAUAUCGAUCGAUGCUACCGCCUGAAGCUCUAUUUCGAACAGUUUGGCAUCCGAAGCUGUAUUCUUAACUCAGAGCUGCCGGUCAACUCUAGAAUCCACGUGGUGGAGGAGUUCAACCGCAACGUCUACGACAUCAUCAUUGCCUCUGACGAGAAGGAGGUUCUUGGUAACGAGGAAAAGGCCGAAGAAGAGCAAGAGGAUGAGGAAAACGAGGGCGAAUCGAAGGAGGAGUCUCGGCCCAAGAAGAAGCGGAAGGCCGCCAAGGGAGACGUUGAAUAUGGUGUUUCUCGAGGCAUUGACUUUAAAAACGUCGCUGCCGUGAUCAACUUUGACCUUCCCACAUCCGCCUCGUCAUAUACCCACAGAAUAGGCCGUACGGCACGAGCUGGCCGGACGGGCAUGGCGCUGUCGUUUGUCGUUCCCAAGGAUCUCUACAAAAAGCACAUCUACACAUCCAUUACCAGCGCAGAGAAUGACGAGAAGAUUUUGGCGAGAAUCACAAAGCAACAGGCGAAGAAGGGCAAAGAGCUGAAGCCAUACGACUUCAACAAGGACCAAGUGGAUGCUUUCAGAUACCGAAUGAACGAUGCGCUGCGUGCAGUGACAAAGGUGGCGAUCCGAGAGGCCAGGACGAGGGAACUGCGUCAGGAGCUGCUGAAGAGCGAGAAGUUGAAGAGAUACUUUGAAGAGAACCCUACAGAGAUGAACCACCUCCGCCACGACGGCGAGUUAAGAACGGCCAGACAGCAGGCCCAUCUGAAGCACGUGCCGGACUACCUCUUGCCUAAAGAGGGCCGACAGGGCAUUGCAUCCGGGGAUAUUGGCUUUGUGCCGCUGAAGAAGCACGAUAGACGCGCGGGAACCAAGAGGAAAGGCGGCGGCAAGAGGAAAGUGGGUACACGAAAGGGAGAUCCCUUGAAGACGUUUAAGGCGAGACGGAAGACGAAAUAAGGGAAAGAUUGGAAGAAUGAGCGUGUGAAAUGGCGGCAUCUUUUUUUUCUGUUCUGUUUUGGAGUGUGAUGAUGGAGCGAUGCGGCAGUGGCUGCGUAUAUAAUGCGAUUUAC
Molecule: messenger RNA, 2053 nt
Organism: Trichoderma asperellum CBS 433.97
Lineage: Eukaryota; Fungi; Ascomycota; Sordariomycetes; Hypocreales; Hypocreaceae
Gene: DBP9
Product: ATP-dependent DNA/RNA helicase
Molecular function (GO): RNA helicase activity; ATP binding; nucleic acid binding
Source: RefSeq, a predicted model, not a curated record